AUGGCAACUGGGAAAGAAAAUUGGGACAGGUCUGUUGCUAUGUUGAAGACAGACUUCAAGAAAUACGCAACAAAACAAUGGCGCGACAUCCGGGCACCAUUAUCAAGGCAUGCGCAAGAGGAAGCCCCAAAAGAGCAGGAGCAAACACAUCUUGCACUUGGCCAGCAGUUCGGCCCUUUUCAGUAUUCAGCCAUCCCAAACAAAGGUUACAUCAGACUUCUUGAACUUAUGCCGGGCCAAGAGAACGAGCCGAUUCAGAUUCAAUUGUCCACCGUCGGUCUAGACGACAGUAUUCAGACGUACGACGCACUCAGUUAUGUGUGGGGAGACCCAGAUCAGCCGAGAAGGGCCAUCUCUGUGAAUGGUGGCUAUAUGGAAAUUUACGAAUCACUGCACGCCAUCUUGCUUAGCCUUCGAACCAACCCCGAGUCUGUAGCCACCUCUCAGGUUGACGAGAGAUGCGUCCUAUGGGUUGAUGCAAUCUGUAUCAACCAGACAGAUAUGGCGGAACGGGGCGCCCAAGUACCCAUCAUGGACAACAUUUACAGAAACGCACGUCGCACCGUGAUAUGGCUCGGACCCGAAACGAAAGAAACCGAUCAUAUUUUUGAGAUACUGGACCAUCUCGCACGGGAUGCAAAUACAACCACCUUCGAUGCAAGCCUUAGCGACUUCAUCGAUGAACAGGCGACCCUGCCAAUCACUCUUAUACAGCUUAACAAGACCCCGCUUGUACAAAGCCCUGCCCGAGAACUGUACGCCGGCGACUCAAAGAUCUGGGGUAUCCUAACGUGCACGUGGUGGUACCGCUCCUGGACCCUGCAGGAGAUCCUACUUUCCACCAAUAUCACUCUAGUCAUGGGACGUCACAAUAUCGACUGGCAGAAUCUCUGCGCCGCUGUUGACCACGGCCUCAGGAUGCGCCUCUGGAACAUGUUAGCAUCAGGGACUUUUAUUAACCCCAACAUACUACCUUACUUCACAAUCAGAGCUUUGCAGGGACGCUUGGGCCUGUAUGAGUCCACACAUCAUGGUUCUCGAGCUGAACAUGGACCAGGAAUUCUCCUUACGUUACUAGAAGGUUGUCGACAAAGAGAAUCCAAAGACCCUCGGGACAAGAUUUACGCAGUUUCAGGCAUCCUGAAAACUAUUCAGAGACUAAGUUCAGCUGCCGAUGCCGUGAAUUGGGUAAGAAUCGAUGCGGAUUACGCCAGCCCCGUCGUAUUUGUGUAUAGGAUGAUGUCGCAACAGCUUAUCCUGACGACAGGAACCUUGGAUGUUCUCGGGAUAUGCCCCAGGUCGUCCAGGAGGGGCUUGCCUUCAUGGGUGACGGACUGGAGUAACUCAUCCUCCAUGGCUGUACCUUUGUCCCGCGACUCGCUGGACCGGCCGCGGCGGACGCACGCGGCACGCGGCACUCCUGCCAACGCGCGCUUUCCCGAAGACGCUGUGACCCUUGUACUCCGUGGCCACGAAGUGGCAACGGUUUCAGAGAUUUCCAAAAGUAUCCCUCGAUGGGAUCACACCAAGUUGGACACGACUGAGGAGGAGCCGAAGGACCAACGAUGGGCAAGGCUCCGUGCUGAGGCUGCAGCGAAUGGAGAAGAGGAGCCAUCCCGCUUCGCUCUCAGAAUGACCUACCUCAAAAACUCGAAGGAGGACUUCAAGAGCAUCUUUACCGAGCUUGCUCAGCACUGGCACGCCAUCAUCCAAUGGGAGCGAUUUGCCGCCCGGAGAAAGCCGACCAACCCGUGUGGCCUAGACGCCGAAGCAGCAGCGGUCUACUGGAAGACGCUGUGUGCCGGCACGUACGACCACGAGAACCCGGCCGCGACGGAGGAGCUGUAUCACAAGUGGUCGCGCAGCCUGGACGUGUUGCGGAAGAACGAGAGCCGGUACGGGUCUCUGGGUUACGGCCUUCACCCGCUCGCGUAUUUCUUGCAGUCCUGGGACGAAGGGUUCCCUGAAUUCGCGCUCUAUUGUGAAUGCGCUAUCGAGCGGCGGUUAGGAUGGUGCGAAAACGGGUGGCUGGCGCUGCUGCCCGAGGCGACGUGCAAGGGCGACAAGAUCGUGCUGGCCGAGGGCGGCAGGGUUCCCUUGGUGCUCAGGCCCAACGGCGAUGGGUAUAAUACCUUUGUUGGCGAGGCUUACGUCCAUGGUAUCAUGAACGGGGAGGCCUUUGACCAAUCGCAAUGUCAUGACAUCAAGAUCUGCUAG
Messenger RNA from Colletotrichum spaethianum, 2217 nucleotides. Its product is annotated as heterokaryon incompatibility protein 6, OR allele. The transcript has a single exon. The record is from RefSeq and is a predicted model, not a curated record. Lineage: Eukaryota; Fungi; Ascomycota; Sordariomycetes; Glomerellales; Glomerellaceae. The coding region runs from base 1 to 2217 and encodes 738 amino acids.